Pseudopipra pipra is the source of this 6091-nucleotide messenger RNA. It is a transcript of the gene OSR1, whose product is annotated as odd-skipped related transcription factor 1. The transcript is spliced from 3 exons. Gene Ontology annotation, cellular component: nucleus. Bases 4220 to 5002 code for a protein of 260 amino acids. Gene Ontology annotation, biological process: regulation of transcription by RNA polymerase II; urogenital system development; embryo development. Gene Ontology annotation, molecular function: DNA-binding transcription factor activity, RNA polymerase II-specific; RNA polymerase II transcription regulatory region sequence-specific DNA binding. The record is from RefSeq and is a predicted model, not a curated record. Lineage: Eukaryota; Metazoa; Chordata; Aves; Passeriformes; Pipridae.
UCUGUUUGGUUUUUUGUUUUGCCAGGACUCGGGGGUUGGGGAUAUCGAUCCAAACACUUCCUUUACCUCCUUUAUUUCUUUGCCCCCAUCCGCUCCCACCAUCUCCUGGAUGGUGCAGAAGCGUGGAAAUUGUGGUUCACGUGAGGAGGACCGUUCUCCUUGGGGCGGGUGGAGGGCUGGGGUAAGCAUUCACAUGGAUCUCGGAUAUUUUGAUGCUAUUUAAAGAUUUGUCCUCCCCUUUCAUAGUUGUUUCUCCCCCCUUGCGGAGGAGCUGUGUUUUUAACCCGAGCUAAAAAUGACAUACGAGCUGCAAAACAGAAGCCUGCACGUCCUUUACGGACUUGAACUUCCAGCUUUUCUCCUUUCUAUUAUCGGCUUUUCUCUCCUUUUCUUUCUCUUCCUUCUUUAUUUAUGAGACGUUCCUUCUUUUUUUUUUUUUUUUUUUCCCUUUUCUCUUCUUACAACUCCAUUUUCAGUGUUUUAGGAUCCCAAAAGCUUUCUCUGUUUCCUCCCAAGGCCAUAACAGAAAUGAACCUGAUGUUUAUAUUUGUCUAAAUGGAUCGAAACAAGUUCAGCGCAGGGAGAGACUAAGCUUCUCUCGAGGCCGAGACUAUAAAGUCUCAGUGCAAAGCCGAGGAUUAGGGUAUGGUUGUUAUAGUUGGCUUUUGGGAGGGAACCUAUAAAAGUCUAGCAUUUUUGAGAUUAUCGUAGCGCCGCGGGAAUUGUUCGAUAAAUCGCGAGCCGGGCAGGACUAUGAGGGCCGAGUCUCAGACAGGUGCACAGUCGGUCCAGUUCAGUAAGUCCGAGGUCAGCUGAGAAACAGACUCCUGAGCCAGCGUCGGGCUCGGGGCCCCAGGGCUGAGGCAGCUCCGCGGCUGAGCCCGGCUGCGGGCGGCCGGGCCCGCGGAUGCGCCGCCGUACACUGCCUGUCCCCGGGGCUGCCACCGCAAAGGUUUGACCCCCACCCGCAGCCGUGCGUGAUGUGACCGUGGGAAGCGAGGAGUACAGAGAGGAGAAAUCCUCCCUGUCGCCGGGAGAGAGAGAGGGAGGACGAUUUGCUCUUGCGCACGGGACGUUUCUCUGUGCCUCCACUGGACGUUUCUCUAGGGAGAAAGCGAGGGUGAAUCCUGUGCUAGGGACCUUUCUGCAUCCGAGGGGGGUUACAAAGACACAUAUCCAAUACCCUCAAACCUACCGAAAAACUUGUGCAGGGAGAAGGUGGAGGAGCUUGGCCCUUGCGGCCCGUGGCCUCGUAACCCGCUGUCCCUCCAGGGGCUGGACCCGGGGAUUUUUGCUGUUGUUUUGGAUAAAGGCUGCCCCGGGCAGUGUAGCGAUCGCUGGUGCAGUCGGAUCCCGGUUAUUAAUUAUAAUUAUUAUUUGCGAGACUAAAAUCCACCGCAUUCACCCGCGCUCGCAAUGGUGGUCUGGGGGGACUUGUCAACACCGAUUUCGUGAUAAAAUGUGAAUGAUGAUUUUAUAAGGAUUGAGCGGAGAUAUCCAAGGCACAUGCUGACUGAAUCCUUCCAGUCCUCAUUAAUGUUAGCAAUUAACUCUUUCACGCUCAAUUAGCCCCGAAUAAACCUGCUUUAAUAGAUUUUGCACACUUCAUUAAUACUUUGAAUAAAUGGGUACUGAACAAUGCACUUUAUUCCUCAAGAGCACCACGCUCGAAUAAUGCUGAGCGAAAGGGCAGUUUUAUUCCCUUUCCAAUUAGUUUCCCAAAAAGAGAUAAAUUGUAAGCUCUAUUUCCUCGCUCUAACUUUAGGAAGGGAAAGUUUCCUUCCCUCAAAGGGGACAAAAUAAAUAGCCGACCUAGUGGCAAAAUGCUGCACCAGACUUCAAAAGAUUCAGGCAAAACUGGGAGACUUUUUUGACAGAUGAACCUGAUUGCUGUAGUUUGAGGCUCUCGCAGGAAUGCAUCAUUUUAUGUCCGCUACUUUGUCAUGUUUGUAAAAAUAAGCAGAGUUUUCAGGGUAAUUUACCUCCUCCAUUCUUCCAUGUGGAACUAAUUAGAAAACCUCAUUAUUUAUGAGUCAGGUAUUUAAUGUAACAAAUAUCCCUUUCAAAGGACACAUCGGAAAUUGAUAAUUCAAUGUAAAAAGGAAAAAUACCGACUACCCACAAGAUUACUUAAAAAUCCAUUUAAUUUCACCUCUUGCUAUGCUACCAACGGAAAGCUGCAUUGAUUUUUUUUAUAUUUUUUUUUUUUAGGCAUAUAGAGUAGGUAGAAUUUAAUCUAGAAGGUUAAGAUUACAACGGUCUUAAAACAAUGGCAACUGGACAAUAGCAUUACCGUAUCUUCAAACAGGACAAAGGGUAAGAAAGCUGGAGACAGAUGUAGUCUUUCAAGUUUAUGAUCCUAUUUUGCAGAGUAAAUUUAUCUUGGCAUGAGUGGGUUUUGUUUCAGUCAGAACACAAGUGAUUUGUUCUUAAUUACUCACCGAGCUACUAUGUGUUAAAAAAGAAAAACCCGCACGGUUUUUUGCUAUAGGAGAAUUCAAAUAGAGAGCUCUCGGGGUCUUCUUCUGGCUUUUUUUUUUUUUUUUUUUUUUUUUUUUUUUUUAAAAAAUAAAAGACCUGAUAACGAUCUGUUUACAUGAAGCAGAAUUAAAGGUGGAGGUGACACCGAAAUCAAAGAAACAUUGAUCUCUCUGCCGGCAAGCGGGAGACCAGAGAGUUACUGUGCUGUGAAACACGUUUGCUUUGAUGUCCCGGAGUGAGGGGGCUUCUUUAUAAAAUACCCUGCUCUUCAUCUGUAUUUUUGACUAUCCCGGUCGUACAGCGCAAAAGUGUAGUUUACAUUUCUGGAAAAGUGCCAAGAAACUUGUAGUAACGUGAAAAUUCUGCUCCCACCUCGUCCUUUCCCUUUUCUUUUCUUCUCUCUUUUUUAUUUUUUUGCCUUGUUCUCUUUCUUUUUCUUUUUCAUCUUUUUUCCCCCCUCUUGAUUUAACAGAACUUCUCUAACAAAAAAACAACAAAAAAAGGCAGCAAACAAAAAAAUUCCGUGAGUGCAAUGGAUGUUAUUAUGACCCAAUUGUAUUUCUCCUUGAUUUGUGCCCCACUCUUCGUUUGGGGAAUUGAUUGAAAGAGAAUUUUUUAAAUGUUAUUGAUCAAGAAUUUGCCCACAUUGACAUAGCAGAUUUUUUGCUUAUAUGCUUAAAUAUCUUAUAUUCAAUAAUUUCUAAGGAUAUGAAGAAGGAAAGAAGUAUAAACCCAGAACUUUACUUCAUUCGCAGUAGCCUGUUUCAUGCUUGAGAUCUAGAGCUAUCUAGAUAGGAAAAUAGACACGGAGCCACUGUGAUGGACAGAAACAGACAUUUUCAGGUACCCAGACAAGAGAGUUUUCUGUGCACUUUGUUUUUGGGGUCAUUGACAGAGGCAUUUGUGCUGUGAUGUGGACACACUUAGCACAUAGGCAGCACUAACUAAGUAGGAGUAUAUCUCCUGCAGAAAAACAAAACAGUCUGGUUGGUUCAUCAGACUUAAAUCGUUUAUUAAAAAAAAAAAAAAAAAAAAAAAAAAAGAAAGAGGAAAAGGAGGAGAAUUGAGAAUAUAGUGUAUGCAUUUUUCAGUCAGCCACUAUCCAAGAUGCAUCCAAUUGAAAAAGGAAAAAUGACAAAAUCUCUUAUUCUGGGUCAUUGCAAUGGAAUUCCUCUAAGGUUUGAACCUCUCUUCCUGCUGCUGAUUUAUGUAAAGCAGUGUGAAAGGUGGACCCAGAGUACAGAGCUGUUCAGAGUAAGCUUCUCAUCUCACACCCUCCCAGCCCCAGCUCCUCUGUCCAGGCAAUAGCCUACAUAUAAAUCAGAUUUGUUUCCCUGGUCUUUAGACCUCUUCCACCACCACUUUCCACCCCCACCCCCCCACUUCCAGCCCAGAGGGACAAUUGCUGCUCUGCAGUACUUUGCUGGCUCCAUUUCUCCAAAGGGGUAUUACUCUCCACAUGGGCAUGAACUCUAGUCUGAGUACUGUGCGGACUCCGACAGGAUCUUGUGGGGAACCUACGGUGACUCAGCAGGAAGCCUAUAGGGAUCUUACGAAGACCCUAUGUGGAUCCUGCAGAAAUCCUGCAGCAAAUCUGCGAGGAUCUUGUGAACAUCCUGUGGGGACUUCAUGGGGAUUCUGCCAGAAAACAACCCCAUUGAAGGCAAAUUCCAAAGUUCCUCAGGGCACAAAAUAUUUUCCUCCCCUGUUCCCAAGAUCCUCCUCCUGAGCGGCCACCAUGGGAAGUAAAACCCUGCCAGCCCCCGUGCCUAUCCAUCCUUCCCUCCAGCUUACCAACUACUCCUUCCUGCAAGCAUUCAAUGGGCUGCCCGCUGUGCCCUCCGACCACCUCUCCAACCUCUACGGCUUCAGUGCCCUGCACGCUGUGCACCUGCACCAGUGGACUCUGGGGUACCCAGCCAUGCACCUGCCCCGCUCCUCCUUCUCCAAAGUGCCCAGCGUCUCGAGCCUGGUGGAUGCACGAUUCCAGCUGCCAACCUUCCCACUCUUUCCACAUGUCAUCCAACCCAAGCAAGAGGCUACCAAUGUGACCCUCAAAGCCAAACCCCGCUUUGACUUUGCCAACUUAGCAGUGGCUGCCACACAAGAGGACCACUCCAAACUGGGACAGGCAGACAGUCAGGGCUCACCUGCAGGGCUGGGGUCUUUGCUUGAGGUGACUAAACUCUCUCCAGAGAAGAAACCCACUCGGGGAAGGUUACCGUCCAAAACCAAGAAGGAGUUUGUGUGUAAAUUCUGCGGCAGGCACUUCACCAAGUCCUACAACCUUUUGAUCCAUGAAAGAACCCACACAGAUGAACGGCCCUACACAUGUGACAUUUGUCACAAGGCCUUCCGAAGACAGGAUCACCUGAGGGAUCACAGAUAUAUCCAUUCUAAAGAAAAGCCUUUUAAGUGUCAAGAAUGUGGGAAAGGAUUUUGCCAGUCCAGAACACUAGCGGUCCACAAGACACUGCACACGCAAGUAAAGGAACUGAAACCUGCCAAACUUAAGUGUUGAAUAUCCAACUUCUAUGAACUAUUCUUCCCCUUCAGACUUUACACCAAAACCAGAGCAGAAACAAAACUUUCAGGAUGGGAGCACUGGACUUUGUGCUUUGUUGUUGUUUGUACUUUAAAAAGGGCAAAAUCCGCACCCCUGCAAUCCCCCAUCCAAGCAUUUAACUUCCUAAGCCGUGGGUAAAAAGAUUAUUUUGAAUUUAAAAUAUACAUGAAUGAUACAGAGAGUGCUAGCUGACUUAUGCGGCUUUGAUAAACUUUAUGCCAAAAGGUGGUGCUCAUGUGUUGGACAGGAAUCUCUCUCAAGCCAAACAAAACCCCACAAGACACCUCUUCCCAAUCCCUCUCCCCCCAAAAAAACCCAAAAUCAUAGCUUCCAAAAGUAUUACUUAAAAAAAUCCAACCUCUUAUUUUAUACUUUUUUUUGACUGUAUAAAGCUUCUUAUUUUUACACUUCAGGAAAUACAGAGAAUUCCAGAAGAAAAUUAAGAACUGAAAUGGUGGUUUCUCGUCACAGCACCAUUAGGACAAGGAGAAGGGCAACUUGCAAAUCUCUUUUGCUGGUUUGUUUUCAGAAAAGGAGAAGGAAGAUUAAUGUUUGGAAAUGACCUAAUUCUCUCAAGUGGGGAAUCCUAUCGUGCAGUAGAAAAUGCAGACCCACAGGUCCCUGGUGUUCGUGACAGAUCAAUGUUGAUGGGAUAUGGAGACCUUUUCAAUUACUUUGUGGUCUAGUGCGCUGUGAGGAAGUUUGUAACUCGUGGACUUAUUUAAAAAAAAACAGAAGAAAGAAAGAAAGAUGGCAGUACAUCAGACUGACGGUAUGCACAACGUGGUUUUAGUGGUACUUUAAAGUCUUCGUGUGUCCUGGUGUGAGAGAACAAAUCUCAACUUGAGAGCAUAUUUUUUUAAAUGCUGGCUUUCUGAACAGUGUAUUCAAAUUAAGAGACAUUCCAAUAAGUUUUGUUUAUUAAAGAAAAAAAAAAGUUGUAUGGCUGUUUGGCACUUUAUGCUGAUUAUUGGUAAUUGACAUUUAUCACUGGAUUGUGUGUGGUUUUUAAGUAUUAAAAUAAAUUGUUAUUUUACAGGCAAA